UGCCAACUCGUCCUUGCCUGGGAAUCUCUGCUCUCGUCCCGCUGGUUAACCGUGUGCACACACCUCUGUCUACAUGCCUGCGUGCAGCGUGACAGGCGCUUUUUGCACACGGUCCGCUGUCCCCAGAACGCAAUAAAAGCGCCGCCCAUUCUGUGGAAGCCACAACACUGACUCAACUGAGAUCCGAGACACACAACCUUCACACGAAGACAAGCGAAAUCUACUGAAAAAUGGAUCCUUGCGACUGCGCCAAGAGUGGAACCUGCAACUGCGGAGGCUCCUGCACUUGCACAAACUGCACCUGCACCACCUGCAAAAAGAGCUGCUGCCCAUGCUGCCCAACCGGCUGCACCAAAUGUGCCUCUGGAUGUGUUUGCAAAGGGAAAACUUGUGACACCGCCUGCUGCCAGUGAGGGUCCUGUGACAUCAGACCUGUUCUGCCCUUACUGUGAUUGAGCCGGUGUGCACUGCUUUUGCAUUAAUUGCAGCUGCAAGUGUUUGCUGAGAAAUGAUUCAUUUUGUACCGUCUUCAAUGUUGAAAUAAAUGUGGUUCCUAU
Messenger RNA from Etheostoma cragini (Arkansas darter), 557 nucleotides. RefSeq names its product metallothionein 2 (gene mt2). The transcript is spliced from 3 exons. The coding region runs from base 231 to 413 and encodes 60 amino acids. Lineage: Eukaryota; Metazoa; Chordata; Actinopteri; Perciformes; Percidae. The record is from RefSeq and is a predicted model, not a curated record. Gene Ontology annotation, molecular function: metal ion binding.